CCUCGGUCCUUUAGAAACCCAUAAGCAAUACCCACAAGUCUCAUAUCACUAGCACUUAAAUAAGUAUCCAAGACCUCCCAAUCCCUCUCUAACCCACCAACAAACCCCAGCUCUCCGAGUUGGGGCCGAGGCGAUUCAAUAGACAAAGAACCAUGUUUGAGCUUCUCCUCAACUGGGUCAUCAUUGUCUUUCUCAAUUGAUUUCAAGAACCUGAGAGCUCUGGUAAGGUCCUUCCGCUUCACUGCCUCCUCGUACUCUCGCCACUCUCUCAGAGCUCUUAUUGGGUGGAAGGCCGUUUUGAAGGAAGGUGGAGCGAAUGGAAAGAAAAUUGAGGAGGAGGAAGAGGAAGUGGGGCGUAGGAGAGAAAGCGAGGACAGGUUCUGGGGGCAAGGGAUGAAGCAGAGAUAGUCAUUGCAGAACUAUUUUGCUACGAACUUGAAGAAAAGCAAGGGCUCGUUGAUCGGAUGCUGGAUUUUUUUUUUCUUUUAUUGGUUUUUGACAAAAUGCCAAGUCGCAAUUUGACUUCUUGGGACACCAUGAUAACAUGGCUUCCUCAAAAUGGUCUUGUUGAAGAUGUCCUUGAUUUAUUUAUCCAAUUUAAGAAAGCAGGGUUGAAACAUGAUGGCCAAAUGUUCAUUGGAGUCUUUUCUGCUUGCAGUAUCUUGGGUGAUAUUAAUGAGGGAAUGCUACACUUUGAAUCCAUGAGCAAGGAUUAUGGUAUUAUCACAUCCAUUGAGCACUAUGGAAGUGUGGUUGAAAUGCUGGGUGGUACAGGAUAUCUAGACAAAGCUUUGGAAUUCAUUGAAGAGAUGCCAUUUGAGCCCAGUGUUGAUGUUUUGGAAACUUUGAUGAAUCUCUGCAAAGUUCAUGGACACUUAGAGCUAGGGGAUCGUUGUCUUAUACCAGUGAAAGCCUCUGAUCUUGCAGAGAUAAAGAAAAAGAAGUUGUCUAGUCACAAUCUUUUGACAGUUAAGGGCAGGGUCCAUGAGUAUCGAGCAGUGGAUAGAUCUCACCCUGAGAACCAGGAAGGAAAGGAAGAAGCUCUUCUUGGUCAUAGUGAAACGCUUGCUGUUGUUCAUGGUCUCAUGACUACUGCAGCUCGCUCACUUAUUCGAGUAAUCAAUAAUCUUCGUUUCUGUGGUGAUUGCCAUACUUCAAUGAAGAUCAUUUCAAAGAUUGUUGGCAGACAGCUCAUAAUGCGAGAUGCUAAGAGGUUCCAUCAUUUCCAGGAUGGUCUGUGCUCUUGCAAGGAUUAUUGGAUUUUAUGUGCUGAUGAAAACCUUCUUCAUGCAAAAGUACAGGAUGAUGGAGAAGAGGUAGGUGUUCCUGAGAGCUACCAGCUGUGCAGAAAGAAGAGCACGGUGGAAAGGAUGAAGGGAUCGUUGGUGAGGGUGAAGAGGGUGAUGUGGUUGAUGCUCGGAUCGGCCCUGGAAACUGAGGAGGUUGGUCCGAUGCAGGCUGUCUAAUUAUGUGCAAUAAUCACAUUGUAGGGGGUAUAGUUUAGUGGUAAAAGUGUGAUUGGUUCUAUUACUCUUUUUGACAUGUAAGGGGUCCUUCGGUUUUAUUCCUAAUUUUGAUCAAAACUUUAUUUCUUUUAAAAGGAUUAAAUCCUUUAUCUCUAAAUGAAAGAUUCGAGGAAUAAUAUAAUUCCUGUCAUUUA
Molecule: messenger RNA, 1660 nt
Organism: Rubroshorea leprosula
Lineage: Eukaryota; Viridiplantae; Streptophyta; Magnoliopsida; Malvales; Dipterocarpaceae
Source: the annotation of a GenBank genome assembly